Messenger RNA from Frieseomelitta varia, 1035 nucleotides. Its product is annotated as peptidyl-prolyl cis-trans isomerase G-like. Bases 1 to 975 code for a protein of 324 amino acids. The transcript is spliced from 4 exons. The record is from RefSeq and is a predicted model, not a curated record. Lineage: Eukaryota; Metazoa; Arthropoda; Insecta; Hymenoptera; Apidae.
AUGAUGCCAUCAUCGUGCGCACACGAGAAAAAUAGACAGAAAGGUCAAAAGACGAAAAAUAGUCGGGACGAGCUACGUCGUAAACCAAACAUCUCCGAGCUGGUGUACAAAUUCCUAAGCCUUGGUGGCAGCAAAGAAGACGCCCGCGAGACGCUGAGGAAUUAUAACAUAACGAAGUGCCAGUUUUGCAAGCGGUUGAAACGCCGUGAAAAAGUUCUGGAUUGUCCGAAUUCCCAACCUGGCGAUAGCAUGGCCAACAAACGAAAGGACACGACGAGAAAUUCCAAGGUCCAUCGCGUCAAGCGACGACAAAUCUCCAGGGAUCAAACUCUCUCGUCCUGCAUGCACAAGUCCAGCGGAGGGGAAGGGAUGAAGAAAAUGAAGAGAUACAUCCAGAAGGCGCUCGAUUUCGGUGUAGAGUCUGGCUACUUGAUACCAAAGGACGCCGCGUACAAAGUUCUCCGCGUGUCCUCGGACCUGAUGAACGAUGUGAAUUACGGGAGCAAAGAUCGGAGGUCGAACGGCGCGGUUUCGCAAGUUAGGGACAGAAGUCCUCGUCGAACGCCGAUUAGAUUCGAGGAUUACGAGGUGCAGGACGCCAGGAGGCGACGAAGAGGCAGGAGGAGGGGCAGGAGGAGGAGGAGGCGGUCGAGGAGAGGACGAAGACGAUCGAGGAGCAGGUCCAGAAGAGGACGAAGAAGGAGAUCGCGCAGAGGAAGAAAGCGUGACGCAUCCGGCGCCGAGGAGGAGGUGGUCGAUAUCGAGAACGAAGACGAGUACGAUUUCGGCAAACAGGGGGAGCAGAGGAAGAGUCCGGAGACCGCGACCAGAAGCGGGGAGAACGACAAUUUGAAUCAGUCUGACGGUGAAAAGACGGCGAGGAAAAGGGAGGACGAUGCCUCGGAUCUGUCCAUGGACGAAGAGGAGACCGACGACGAAGAGGAGAAGAAGAGGGAGGAAACGACGAAAUCGUGAGACGAGUGCACGCAUCGACAAAUCGACCGUGUUAGGUGUGAAAAUUCUUUCGUGACAUUA